Saccoglossus kowalevskii is the source of this 806-nucleotide messenger RNA. RefSeq lists its product as uncharacterized. Gene Ontology annotation, molecular function: protein binding. The record is from RefSeq and is a predicted model, not a curated record. NCBI's taxonomy places the organism in Eukaryota, Metazoa, Hemichordata, Enteropneusta, Harrimaniidae.
UCAAGAUGGCCACCCAACCUCAGAAUGCGUAUUGGCAACGGCCACUUCCACCGGGCUGGGAGGCGAAAUACGACGCCAAUGCCCGUCGAUAUUUCUUCAUCCACCAUGAAACACGGAACACUACAUGGGAAGAUCCACGACCCAAAUACUACGCACAGUUAGCCGCCCAAGGACAACAGCCAUCGCCUCGUCCACAGAGGUCACCAAGACCAUCGACUCCAACUCCUCAGAGUCAAAUGGAAUCCAUUCCCUUGCAGAACCUGUCCAGACCAAAGUGCAAAACCUGUCAACAAAAAGAGGUGCAGCGUACUGGUUUGGAUUGUUAUGAAUGUCAAGUCAAAGAGCAGCAGAGACAGGUAGCUUUGAGACGAGCACAGGAACAUGAACAAGAGGAGGUGAGAAGACGUGAGAGUCAACAAAGAAUAGAAAUAUUACAGAAACAAAGACGUAUUCAAUCUGCCCAAAGACGAAAUGAUGGAAACAAUCGAACAUUAGAUACAGUCAACUCUGAGCAAGAGACAUCCUUUAAUAAUGCAUCAAGGUCACCAAGAAGAAGGCGAUCUCCUGCUAGGUCACCUGCACAUUCACCUCCAAAACAAGUGCAGAUCCGUGCCGCUGAAAAGACUAGAUUGAAGGAUAAAUUGAAAGCUGAAUUCUCUCAACAUCCAGAGUUUCUAAUACAAAUGGCAUUGGAAACUGCUGGCUAUGAUGAGAAAAAAGCUAGGAAUGUCCUCAGUGCAGCUGGAAGUUCCUCCUCAGCUCGACAAACUGGAAAUGCUGACUCUCUAUCAACUAGUGGUGAGUAG